GCUGGAAGGGCCUAAAAGAGUGCACCCCUAUUUAGUGUACGGGGGCCCGAGCCUUUAAUCGGACAGGCUCUGAAAUUUGGGAUAACAGAAAGAGAGCCUGUGGCGACACCUCUGAGCAGAACGGAACAGGCAAACCUCGGACGCCCCAAGCCGACUCGACGAAGAAGGCCCGGCGCGACCGGACGAAAAAGGCCCCUAGCUCACCCGGCGCGCUCCUCCUCCGGUACUCGGGGCUAUCAGCGCGCUUCCCGGGGAGAUUUUUCCUCUAGUCUGGAAAACCGCCCUUAUGGCAGAGGUGAAAGUGAAGGUGCAACCGCCGGACGCGGAUCCGGUGGAAAUAGAAAACAGAAUUAUAGAAUUGUGCCACCAGUUCCCUCAUGGAAUCACAGAUCAAGUAAUUCAAAAUGAAAUGCCUCACAUAGAGGCCCAACAGCGGGCAGUGGCCAUCAAUAGACUGUUGUCUAUGGGUCAGUUGGAUCUUUUAAGGAGUAAUACAGGCCUUUUAUAUAGAAUAAAGGAUUCUCAGAAUGCUGGUAAAAUGAAGGGGUCCGAUAACCAAGAAAAACUAGUCUACCAAAUCAUAGAGGAUGCAGGGAAUAAAGGAAUAUGGAGCAGAGAUAUUCGAUAUAAAAGUAAUUUGCCAUUAACGGAAAUCAACAAAAUUCUCAAGAAUCUGGAAAGUAAAAAACUUAUCAAAGCUGUGAAGUCUGUAGCAGCCUCCAAAAAGAAGGUUUAUAUGCUCUAUAACCUACAGCCAGAUCGAUCUGUGACUGGCGGAGCAUGGUACAGUGACCAGGAUUUUGAAUCUGAAUUUGUUGAGGUGCUUAACCAACAGUGUUUCAAAUUCCUACAAACCAAGGCAGAAACCGCAAGAGAAAGUAAACAGAAUCCAAUGAUUCAGAGAAACAGCUCGUUUGCUUCAUCCCAUGAAGUGUGGAAGUACAUCUGUGAAUUGGGCAUCAGUAAGGUGGAAUUGUCCAUGGAGGACAUCGAGACCAUCCUGAACACACUCAUUUAUGAUGGGAAAGUGGAGAUGACGAUCAUUGCUGCAAAGGAAGGCACUGUUGGCAGUGUGGACGGACACAUGAAACUGUACAGGGCAGUCAACCCAAUCCUCCCACCUACAGGAUUAGUCCGGGCGCCCUGUGGACUCUGCCCCGUUUUUGAUGACUGCCAUGAAGGUGGUGAGAUUUCACCAUCUAAUUGUAUUUAUAUGACAGAGUGGCUCGAAUUUUAAUAGAGAGCUGUGAAUCUUACUUACAUUUGGCAAAUGAAUUACUUGGAGAGCAAAUAAUUCAUGAUGGAACAUCCAAUUUCUUUGAAAGCAUACUUCACAAUGAUGGAUACUGACUUGCUGCUAUGAAAAUGUAUUUAUUUAUGAAGACAUAACACAAAGCAAAUGAAAUUUAAUAAAGUUUAAUAGAGAAGUCUCUUCUGCAGUACGAAAAUAACUUGAAGCUCUGGAAGACCAAGGAAAAAGGAGCCACCAAAUACUGUGAUAACAGCUAGAGCGUGAAGAUACACGCUUAAAGUUACUUCUUAAGGUUUUCAUUGAAACUCAUCGUAUCAGGUUUAUUACCACA
Molecule: messenger RNA, 1583 nt
Organism: Arvicola amphibius (Eurasian water vole)
Lineage: Eukaryota; Metazoa; Chordata; Mammalia; Rodentia; Cricetidae
Gene: Polr3f
Product: RNA polymerase III subunit F
Exons: 9
Coding region: 287-1237 (316 amino acids)
Biological process (GO): transcription by RNA polymerase III
Cellular component (GO): RNA polymerase III complex
Source: RefSeq, a predicted model, not a curated record